This is a messenger RNA of Periophthalmus magnuspinnatus, 1890 nucleotides long. RefSeq names its product kelch repeat and BTB (POZ) domain containing 4 (gene kbtbd4). The transcript is spliced from 6 exons. Lineage: Eukaryota; Metazoa; Chordata; Actinopteri; Gobiiformes; Gobiidae. The coding region runs from base 74 to 1645 and encodes 523 amino acids. The record is from RefSeq and is a predicted model, not a curated record. Gene Ontology annotation, molecular function: protein binding.
AAGAAAAGAAGUUUGUUUUCUUCCGGUGUCCGUCCAGCUGCUCAAAUGCGAACGUGGUAAAAGAAGGUACCAGAUGGAGUCCAUAGAGGAGGGGGCCCUCAGUGUGGGGGGCUCUGUGGGAGAGGAGAACUAUUUUCUGGGCUACACCUUCACAGACCGGUCCCACUCCAGCCGCGUGGUGAAAAACAUCAUGGACCUGUGCCUGGAGGAUGGCCUGUUUGCAGAUGUCACCAUCAUUGUGGACGGUAAAGAGUUCCACUUGCAUCGCUUGGUCCUGUCAGCGCAGAGCAGCUUCUUCCGGUCCAUGUUCACUUCCAACCUCCGAGAGUCACAUGACCGCACCAUCGAGCUGAAGGAUGUGAGCGCCUCUGUGUUCCAGCUGCUGGUGGACUACAUCUACCAUGGCACCAUCAGACUGCGCGUGGAGGACCUGCAGGACACGUACGAGAUGGCUGACAUGUACCAACUCACAGCGCUAUUUGAGGAGUGCUCUCGUUUCCUGUCCCGAACCGUGGAGGUCAAGAACUGUCUCCAGGUGAUGUGGCUGGCUGACAGGCACAGUGACCAGGAGUUAUACACUGCAGCAAAGCACUGUGCCAAGAUUCACUUGGUUCAGCUUCACCAGACUGAAGAAUUUGCUAAUCUGCCUUUCUGCCUUCUUUUGGACAUUAUCAAAGAUGGAGUUCCCAGUUCCCAGAAUCCCACUGUGGCUAUUGAGUCCUGGAUUAACCACAACAAAGUGGAAAGAGAGGAGUUCUCGUCUGUUCUGCGAGAGAAUCUCAAGGAGAUUGGAGAGAAUGUGCACAUCUACCUUAUUGGUAAAGAGGAGACUCGGACGCACUCUUUGGCCGUGUCUCUGCACUGUGAUGAGGACGAUGCCAUCAGCGUGAGUGGACAGAACAGCCUGUGCCACCAAAUCACAGCAGCCUGUAAACAUGGGGCCGACCUGUAUGUGGUGGGAGGAUCCCUCCCGCGGCGCAUGUGGAAGUGUAACAUGCACACGAUGGACUGGGAGCGCUGUGCCCCUUCUCCCCGCGACCGACUACACCACACCAUGGUCUCAGUUCUCAGUGAUGAUGUCAUCUACUCUCUGGGGGGAAAGACCCUUCAGGACACACUGUCCAAUGCAGUCAUUUACUAUACGGUCAAGGACAACAUGUGGACAGACACCAGCUCCCUGGAGAUCGCUGUGUCAGGUUCAGCGGGGGUCAAUCUAGGGGGCACCAUCUACCUGCUGGGAGGAGAGGAGAAUGACAUGGACUUCUUUACCAAACCCUCUCGUCUGAUUCAGUGCUUCGACACAGCCACUCAGAAGUGUCAAAUUAAACCAUACAUGCUGCCCUUUGCUGGCUGCAUGCAUGCAGCGGUGCACAUGGACGUGAUCUUCAUCGUAGCAGAGGGGGAUUCUCUGGUCUGUUAUAACCCUCUGUUGGAGAGUUUUACACGGCUGCGCUUCCCAGAGGUUUGGAGUUGUGUGCCCUCUCUGUGGAAGGUGGCCAGUUGUAAUGGCUGCAUAUAUGUAUUCAGAGACAAGUGUAAGAAGGGAGAUGCCAACACGUUAAAGUUCAACCCUGCCACCUCUGUCGUGACUGUUAUCAGAGGAAUCAAAAUCCUGCUCACAAACUGGCAGUUUGUUUUGGCCUAAAGUUUUCUCCACAGUCUGCAGUGACAGACAGGUGGGUCACAUGACACUGUGCUGUGUUUACUCAGCUGGUGUGCCGGCCCUCUGGAACCCAUCUCGCAGUGUGUCACUUUUAGUUUAUUAACCAUUUCAAAAGUGUUAUCAUAGUAUAUAAAUUUACAUUCUGCUAACAUGGUGGUCAGUUUAUUAAGAAACAAUGUUUUUUUCCAAUAUUCUCAAAGGUUUGACUGUGAAUAAAUGCAUUCGUA